CCACCGCCGCCUGUCCCAGCUCAGAGUUGUGUUUGGGCUCGGAGUUGUCGGAGUCCCGUUGGAACGUGCAGGCGGCCCAAGGGGUUUGUUGGGAAGGAAUCGUUACCGGUGAGCGUGGGGAGGCUCUGGCACAGAGAAGCUGUGGCUGCCCCUGGAUCCCUGGCAGUGCCCAAGGCCAGAUUGGAUGGGGCUUGGAGCACCCUGGGACAGUGGGAGGUGUCCCUGCUCAUGGCAGGGGUGAAACGGGAUGAGCUUUAAGUCCCUUCCAACCCAAAUCACUCUGGGAUUCUAAGUAUGCCUCUCUGGGACCAGGGACUGGAGGCAUGGAACGGCUGGAGUUUUGUCAGAGGAGGUUUAGUCUGGAUGGUUCAGACUAAAGGUUCUUUAAAAGGUUCUUUCCCCAGAGGGUGCUGGCACUGCCCAGGCUCCCCAGGGAAUGGGCACAGCCCCAAGGCUGCCAGAGCUCCAGGAGGGUUUGGACAAUGCUGUCAGGCACAGGGUGGGAUAGUUAAGCUAUAGUUAAGGGCCAGGAGUUGGACUCAGUGAUCCUUGUGGGUCCCUUCCAGCUCAGGAUAUUCUCUGAAGUUGCCCAGUCACGGUAAAUCUCAACCCAAAAGCUGAGAGUUUUCAGUGCAGCUUCCAGGGUGACAUAAUCUGCUGGGUGGUCUGUCUGUGUUUCUUUCCUGAUGGAUCAGGAAUUCCACCCACUCCUGGUCACUGCCUCACAGGCUGGAGGGCAUUUGCUGAGCUAAGUCUGAGUCUCAGCUGGUGACACUUGAAAUGCCAUUACAAAGAGCAGUGUCUCAGCGUGUGCCCUGUGCUGACUCAGCUCAGCCUGCACCUAAAGGUGGCUGGAGGUGAUGGACUUCCCAGAGCAGGCAGAAAUCAGGAUGUCAUUGCCCUGGGGCUGAGGUGCAGGAGCUCUGAGAGAUUCCCUUACUCAGAGGGGCAGAAAUCAGCCUCUGACAGAGUAGUUUGAACCAAAAGACAGAUUCCGUCUCCCCAGCCUCUGAGGGGAUCAUAAUGUGCAGGUUCCUUGGCACUGGGUGAGCAGGGUUCUGUGGGUUAUAAAGAGUAGAUGGAUUUUCCCUGCCUCUGGAGCAGGAGCUCACAGAUAAUUUGUUGAGCUCACAGAUAAUUUGUUGGGGUCUCUGGGGAGCAGCUGCCUUCUCACCACAGCCAUACCCAGCCAUGCUCGGCAAUUAAGGACCGAUUAUAUUUUUUCCCUUCUCUUUCUGUAUAUCCCAGUCUCAACCUCUGCCUCCCUCUUGCCUUUGUGGGUGCUCGUGGCCUUGGCAGGGGUGUUUCACCCUUGCCUUCCUUGAGAGUGUACUCUGAGGCCUAUUGCUUUAGGAACAGCUGUUUGGGAAAGAUGGUGAGCUAAUCCUGCUGCUAGAUCCUCCAGCAGAACCAAGAAUGACAAAGCGUGAUGUUCACAUCUGCUCUUGGGAGAACCCAAUUCCUCUGCACUUCAUUUUUUCUCUCUUUUUACCUCCUAAAGGGGAAGGGGGCAACAAGUUUUCUUCUUACUACAUCAGAAGAAAAAAAGAAGGCAGCACCCCCAUUUCCUUCCCACUGCAUGUAACUCACAGCACUCCAGUAGAGUGGUGCACCUGCAGCUGGGACAGCCAUGGAGAAGAGUGGGAACAUUCAGCUGGAGAUUCCCAACUUCAGUAACUCUGUCCUGAGCCACCUGAACCAGCUGCGCAUGCAGGGCCGGCUGUGUGACAUCGUGGUCAACGUGCAGGGCCAGGCUUUCCGUGCGCACAAGGUGGUGCUGGCCGCCAGCUCCCCCUACUUCCGCGACCACAUGUCCCUGAACGAGAUGAGCACCGUGUCCAUCUCCGUCAUCAAGAACCCUUCCGUGUUCGAGCAGCUCCUCUCCUUCUGCUACACAGGCAGGAUAUGUCUGCAGCUGGCUGACAUCAUCAGCUACCUGACAGCUGCCAGCUUCUUGCAGAUGCAGCACAUCAUAGACAAAUGCACGCAGAUACUCGAGGGGAUUCAUUUCAAAAUUAACGUGGCCGAGGUGGAAGCGGAGUUGAGCCAGAGCAGGACGAAGCAUCAGGAGAGGCCGCCCGAGUCUCACCGGGCGACGCCGACUCUGAACCGUCCCCUGAGCCCCCGCCACAACACCCCCAAGGGGAGCCGCCUGGGCCAGGUCAGCACCGUGCUGGACAUUCGGGAGCUGAGCCCGCCCGAGGAGUCCACCAGCCCCCAGAUCAUCGAGCAGAGCUCCGAUGUGGAAGGCAGGGAGCCCAUCCUGCGCAUCAACAGGGCGGGACAGUGGUACGUGGAGACGGGCAUGGGAGAGCGCGGGGCGCAGAACGACGAGGAGGUGCGCGUGCUGGGAGGAGUGCGCAUAAAGACAGAGAACCUGGAGGAGUGGCUGGGGACAGAGCACCAGCCCUCGGGAGAGGAUGGCAGCAGCGCCGAGGAGGUCACGGCCAUGGUGAUCGACACCACGGGCCACGGAUCCCUGGGCCAGGAGGCUUUUGCCUUAGGCUCCUCUGGAGCCAAAGUGGUCAGGCCCACCAGCAGUGAGAUCGACAGAUUUAGCCCUUCUGGCAGCAUGGUUGCUGUGACUGAGCGGUACAGAUCGAAAAGCGAGUCUCCGGGGCGGAUGGAUGAGCCUAAGCAGCCCAGUUCCCAGGGAGAGGAAUCAGCCAUGCUGGGAGUGAGCGGUUACGUGGAGUAUCUGCGGGAGCAGGAGGUUUCCGAGCGCUGGUUCCGGUACAACCCACGGCUCACGUGCAUUUACUGCGCCAAAUCCUUCAACCAGAAGGGCAGCCUGGACCGGCACAUGCGGCUCCACAUGGGCAUCACCCCUUUCGUGUGCCGCAUGUGCGGGAAGAAGUACACCCGCAAGGAUCAGCUGGAGUAUCACAUCCGCAAGCACACGGGCAACAAGCCCUUCCACUGCCACGUGUGCGGCAAAAGCUUCCCUUUCCAGGCCAUCCUCAACCAGCACUUUCGCAAGAACCACCCCGGCUGUCUGCCCCUGGAGGGGCCCCACAGCAUCUCCCCCGAGACCACCGUCACGUCCCGGGGGCAGGCAGAGGAGGAAUCUCCUCCGCAGGAGGAGGCUGUGGCCGUGGGGGAGACGGCCCAGGGCUCUGUGUCCACCACCGGGCCGGAUUGAGGUGCCAGGAGAAAGGACAGUCUUCCCAUUCCUGGCCCUAAAGAGUCAGCACCGACCCGGCAGGCUGGUACUGUAAUUAGUGCAAUGCCACCACCGAACAGAAAGAAGCUCCCAAGAUGUUGCCAAAAUAGAAAAAUCUCUCUCUUUCUCUCUCUUCCUCUCACACACCCACACACACACCCAUAGAGUGUUAAAUGUUUUUCUCCCUUAUUCCUCCUCCUCUCGGAGAAAAACAGAACAACUGUGUCAAUCAACUUCUUAUUCAGGGAUCGACAGGAUUUUAAAAUUUUUUUACUGUUCUGUAGUGAUCUGGGACAAGCAGUCAUUUGUAUUUCUGGACAGCGCUGUGGCCCAGCAGGGCGUCCCGCCGGCGGUGCCGGGUUCAGCCACAGAGCCAUAUCCAUGCUCCCGCUCGAGGGGAGAGCAGGGGCAAGGGGCUGUUGCCUUUCUCCCUUCCCCAGGUAGUUGCCACAGCAGAGAAAACAAAAAUACUGUCCUGGUGGAACCUGCCUUGCCCGAGUGUAUUUAUCCCUGUCUUAUUUUGGUGUGUCUCUUUACCUUUUUAUUUAAACUGUUAUUUUAGGGCUUUGGGCUUGCCCGUUCCAGGCAUGCAGCCCUGGUGCCCCUUGUUAAAGUGGACACAGCUACAAAGUGGUAUUCCAGAGAUCAGCAAAAUGUGAAGGAAGUACUUCAGCUACUGAGAGUGGAAUUUAGCAGCUGUGAGGUUUGCAUGACACUCUGAUGCAUUGGGAGAAGGGUUGGAGGGGUUUUCCAGAGGAGGUUGUCCUCUGCUGGUGCUGAUCUGGAGAGCUCAGAGCACUCUGAGAUCCCGUGUGGAGCGCUGCCAUGCUUCAGGUGGUGCCAAGGAUCGGGAAGAGAUUUUCUGGAGUUGCUGAAUUGCAGAGUUAGGGGCUGGCUACCAAAGUCCUCUUUCACCCCUGCUCCCCCCUCGACACACACUUGAUCUUUUAGAACAGCAAUACGGGAUAUGGGAAUACUGCAAUGCUGUUGUCACAGCCGAGCAAUCGCAGGUGGUUGCUUUUAAACCUGUUUCUACAAACUAGUUUGAUAACUUUUUUAUCAAUGAAACACAAAAAGAAAAGAGAACCUUACUCUAUUUCCUUAUAACAGUUCAGGAGACUUAAAAGUGAACAGUUCCUAGAGCAAUCACAACUCUGUCCCCUUGCAUGGACUUAACAUUUUUGUAUUCUGAGUAGCUCUGAUGUUUAGAGCAAGUUUAGUAAACCUGGAGAGACAUGCCUGCGUGUGUAUUGUAGGUGUUUGCACGAGCUUACAUGGUUCAUAACCAGAAAAGCAUGGGACAGGCAGAUAAGUGCAAAUAUCCUGACAUCUUUUUAAAAAAAAAUAUGCAAUAUUUUAAGAGUUUUCUCUAGUUCUGAUGCCAAGUUGUUCAUGAUGAAGGGGGGCAAUGGACGACAGGUUGUGCGUAUCAGGUUUGGUGAAGGAGUUCUCUUGAGGAUGUAUAAUGUGUACAUGAGGAGGAAGGGUGAAGUUCUGAAACUUAAGGUGAUGGGAGGAACAAGGAGACAUUGAAAAAGAAAUUCACUUCCUCUUGCUUCAGUGAGAAAGCUGGAUGAGAGAUUAGAGCUGGGAUAUAGCAGGCAGGAGACUGACCAAGUGACAAUAAAGCUUGGCCUGCUGUCUGACUGCAGUUUUGGGCACAUGGAAACAUCUCCAGCCCUUGCUUUCCCUAUCUGCAAAUUGGUACUUGGGAUCAUUUUCCUGCCCCUUUGGAGGCAAUAAUUUGGAGAAGGGUGAUGUAUUCUUGCCUUGAUUUAUAGAUUUUUUUAUGUGUGAGGAGUCUCACUGUUCCUCCCAUCUCUCUCUCAAAAAGAGAUGUGGCUCUAAUGCGUUUUUGUGUGUGGGAAGGGGCUCGGUGCCAGCAUCACGUGUAACAGGGAUGUGAUCCUACAAGAGGAACCUUUGCAGGUGUUCUGAGCUGGGUACCUGCAAAGUACCAUUUCAUUGACCAUUUCAAACAGGAAAACUGAUAUUUCACCUCCGUUUUCCUUCUGUGCCUUCUUCCUCCUCUCCUGUCAAGGGCAUCCAUCACACAGGGAGUGAUUUGGCCACUCCAACAACCAGCUCCGUCAGGUUUCCUGGCAAAGGUCAAACAUCACGGUACCAAAACACUGAGGUUGCCAGAGAGAAGUGGCAGAGGAUGAGGUGAGAGGGUGGCCAAGGUAGGUUUUGUUGCAAUCAAGGUGCAGGGAGGAGUGGAGAUGUGCUGCUUUAGUCAUAGCUUUUGAAGUUACCAAAAAUGAAAAAAAAAAAGUUAAAAACUUUGAAAUCCUAUCCUGUUCACACUAGAGAGCAUAAAAAGUUACUUUUAGUUGCUUAAAAGAUUUUUAAGUGUUUUAAAAUAGAAAUUUUAAAAGAAUACUACCAAACUAUAAAAACAUAAAAUUAUUUAUAUACAUAUAUUAUAUAAAAUAUAGUGGGAAAGUUUCCCUGCUAAGCUUGCUGUGAAGAGAAGGGUGAAGGUGCAGUAACUGCUACACAAGCAACAUUUCUCUGAGACAGAUGGCAACCAUAGUGAGGAAGGGCUGACAUAAAAUGGUGAAUGCCUUUGUUCCCAUGGCAUAACUGUGAGUUUCUUGAGCAGGUUUUUAUUUUACUGUAUCAAUACUGUGAAAGGAGAAGCAUCCAAACAGUACAGGAUGCCAACAGCGUGUCCUGUUUGCUGAUUCACUACUUCAAGUGGCCUGGUGAAAACCAUGAAAUUAAUCCUUCAUACCUUACUAGGCUGAAAACAAAGCUUGUGAAAGGUUUUUCUUUUUUCCUCCUUUAUGUUUGCUUUUCUUUUUGAGUUUUUGUUGUUUUGUUUUGUUUUGUGCAGAGGUUGCCACUGUAUAAAUGAUCAUUUCUGAUUGCAUGCAAAAGAGCCAAUAUUCUUGCCCAGGCCUCGCUGAGGUGAAGUUUAUAGCUUGUAGCUAGAGUCAGUAUAAGGUAUGGUAGUGGGAAUCAUUUUGAUAUUAUUUCUGUACAUUUAAUGGAAGUGUAUGUAUGUGUGGGAAUCAUGGUGUCUAAUAUUUCUUGAACAGUGCUGAAACCAGUUCAGGCCCAUCUGCACUAGACAGUGGAACCAGUUCUGAAGGAAUUGUUAUUGAACGUUUCUUUCAAGGGUCGACUUCCUGAGUGCAGAUGAGACCAAGGUUCGAGAAAAAAGGGGUUGGAGGUGCUGUAUGGUAUGGAGAAACCUCAUGUGAAUUUUCUGGCAGUGUUGUAGCUACUUUAGAGGUGCUUUCCCUAACAGAAUGAUACUGUGUCCUGUUGCCUCUGCGUUGGUGUGGCUCUUUACAGUUGCACCAAAGCUGUGGAGAAUCAGAUGCCAACUUUCCAAGUGUGAAUGCUUCUGUGAUGGGCUGAGGCACAGCUUUGCAUUCCCACAUCUAGCUGCAUCUUGUUCUGCCAAAACUGUGAUUUCAACUGUGAUUUAAGGAGGAUGUGAAGAGACCUAUUGUGUUUUAAUACCUCUGUAUGUUACAUUUUUGUCUGCUUUAGAGUUAGCGCUUACUAACCCAUUUGUUUUCUUGCCUCAGGCAACAGGGAGAACACACUCUGGUUUUACAGUUUGCUUUCUUGGAGGUGGACAUAUUUCUUAGUUCUUUGCUGCCAAAGAACUCACCUCCCAAAUGUGAAGAGUUGUGGUUAUCUCCUUAAGCCUGCAGCAAGCCCUGGUGCCACGUGUCAGCCAAGUGACAUGAUGGUUGCCACGGCUGUUCCCUGCUGCUGCCAGGUUACCUGUGAAUAGCUGUGAAAAUAGCAAGAAUUGUGUUAAUACUGUGUUGCUGCUUUGGAGAAAAGCUAAACCUUUUUGUCUCAGGAGGAUGACUGAUGUGAUGCUGGGAAAAGGAGAAGGCCAAAAUGCAAUGAGAGGAUGUGAGAACAAAUUGUGCUUUGUAUUUCCAGCAGCUGGAGAGGGAUGAAUGAGAGGCUUUGUGGAAUGUGAAUCUGUUGCAGGAGGCUGAGGACAUGCUUAGAGCUAGCUUAGUAAGAUGCAGGGAUAGCCUGGUGAGAGCCAGAGCAGCCAGUGCAAAUGGGCAGUCCCUCCUCGUCCUCUCAGCAUUAUCCACUAUCAGGUUCAGUCCUUGGACAUUCGUACAUCUUCUCUACAAUGUUCUCAAGCUGUGAGCUGUAUAAUUUAAUUUUAGUUUGGGUGCUGGGAAGAGCAGAAAGCAUGUUGUGUCUUUGCUGCUGUUUUAAACGCAGAGAGGUCGGCAGGGACUGACCCCGUUCCCAUCUGACAGCUCUACAGAGCUGGAACAGCACUGGAACAGGCUGAAAAGCAUCAUGGGGCUGGCUCAGCACACAGGGCACAGAGCCAGCAUUUCAGCCCUCUGUGAGCUCAAGGUUGAAGUACAUGGACAGGACAGCCCUCCCUGCUUGUCCUGCUCUCAUUUUGUGACAGCUCUGUGGCUGCAUUUCCAUCCCACACCUCUGCAAUAGGAAUGUCACUAAACUGUGGGAUGCCCAUUUCAGGAAGUGAUUCCAAGCAGUUUGGUUUUGGAGUAGAGUCCUUGCUACUUUUGGGUGAUUCCUAACAAGGAUCCCAAGGAUGAGCCCUAACAAGGCCUUUGCAAGAGCAGAGUUGUAGCUUUUAUUUGCUGCUGACUUAAUCUCUCCUGCAGAAUCCAACAUACAAAUAGGAAGACAGCUGCAAAGGUGCAGCUGAUUAAACUGAUUUGGGUGCAAGGUGGCCUGGGAGGUAGAUAGGAUCAUGCAUCUUGAAAACCAACAGAAACCAGCCCUUAAAAUUAUUUAAACUUUACCAAACUCUCCUCUUUGAUCCAUGACAUGCCUGCCAAUAUGGCCGUGUCAGCAUCCUAACGUUUCUGCAAUUAGUGACAUUAAAUGCUGUUCAGGCUCUGCUGGAAAUAUUUUGGAGAUGGGAAAAGUCCCUGCUCAUGGCAAGAUGGUUGGACUAGAUGACCUCUAAAGGUCCCUUCCAAUCCAUACUAUUCCAUCGGUCAAGAAGCUGUAAUUCAAGGAGACUUUUUGCCAGGGUCUGGGCUCUGAGUUUUCCCUGGGAGCUGAGUCUGUGGCCAGGACUGCAGUUGGAAAGCCUGGGAUCCACUGCCAUAGCAAAAUAAUUGUGGUGAGCAUUACUCCUGUCACAAGGUGAGAGCCAUGCACAGAGUGUUGAUAUCUGCAGUUAAAGGGCCUAAAUAGGAGCUCAGAAUCCUUAUUUUAAUCACUGUCAUUCAAACGAUAUUUCAAUAUAAAAUACAUAUGUACCUGUGUAUGUAUAUGUGUAUAUAGAUAUAUAUUUGUAACCAAAUAGAAUUUAAAACUAUGCAAACAAUACUGGCUGCUUCGUGAAACUAAAGUCUACCAGAACAUUUUGGAAUAGAGUAGAUUUGGAGUAGACUUGCUGUGGAGUUUUGUUUGUUAGUUUGGUUGGUUUUGUUUUAUAAUCAGUAAAAUGCAGCACACCAAAGUUUUGCUGCAGUUAAGUCUUAUUAGAAAUGUAGGUUAUUCCUAACCUGAAACCCACUCAAGUGGGUUAUGAAAUUAUCUGAAGAGUGCUACCAUCUCUAAAAUAUUUCCAUCUGCUGAAAGGCUUUGGCUUGGCAAACAUAGGAGAACAGAGGCUGGGAAUUAGGAGAGAUUGGAUGUGAUGUUUGGGCUGAUGGAAUCAAGAAAGGACUGGGAGCAUUUUCUUUUGGAUGUAGGAUUGAGUUGGUUUCAAGGCAUCUUCUGCUUGGGAAAAUGUGCAUAGCUGAGAUGGGGGCAGUGAUCAGAGCAUCCCUGAGAUGAAUUCUGGUUUUGAUGGAGGUUUUAGAAAGCUUCCUGCUGAAUCUGAUGGUACAAGAGUUUAGGCUGCUGGGAGAAAUUCCACAUGAUUUCUGCCAUUUCUUUGUGUCGGAUCUGAUCUUUGCUUUUAGGAUUAACUGCAAUGUGUCUCUAACUUUCAGUGAGCUUUGGCUUUUUAUUCCUGGAACUGUAGACAAUUCAGGUUUCCCAUAACAUUAUCCUCAUCCCAACUGUGAACAAGUUACUACUGCUUCUUAUAAUUUAUUGUCUUUCUGUUCCUGAAUGUCUGUGUGAUCCAGCUGGUCACCAGCACCACCUUCCAGUGCUUCAUUAGCUUUUAUGCACAGGGAAUUGUUGCAAUGGAUAAGUUGACCAUGCUAGUUGGAAGAGUAGAAGCUUUUGGAGAAUGACUUUGCUUCCUCUAGCUGUCAUUAGGGAGUGCACACACACAUACCUGUAUAUACAUAUAUAGAAACAAAUAUAAUGUGUUUCAAUAUAAACUCAUUUAGCAUUAUUCUUAUUUAAUUUAUAUUUUAAUCUAGUUGUAAACCAAAGUAUUACAGCUUGUGAAAUGAUGUCUCUCUGAAAUAGGAGGAAUCUUUUUUUAGGUGGGAAUUCUGAAAGGUCUUUGGUGACAAAAACAUGGAUAGGAGCAAGACUUAAGAACUUGUGCUGCUGGGGAGUUGCAGCCUUGAAAGGAUUUGAAACUUGCUUAGUAAAGUUGGAUAGUGGGGCCUUCUGAAGGUGUUCUUCAUGGUCCUUAACAGUUUUGUUGUAAAACAAGGACGUUCUGGCAAAGCUAGAAAUAAAAGGGGAGAAAGCAGAAAAUCAGACUGUGACCUGGCACAGCCAGGAGCUGGGGAGGAAGCCACAAAACCAGCCAAUGAUGUAUUUAGUGUGUAAUUUAAAGUUUUAGGAAAUGAGCCAUUGCUAUUUAGUGGUGUCUAGAAGUGGUUGGGGGUUUGUUAAUAACUUCUGUAAAGGCAUGUGUUCUGCUGUCACCAAUGGGAAGAAACAAUGGGUUCAAAGAUAAGAUCUUGCUGGUUUUUCUGUGCCAGGGACUAAUCACCUUGAGGAAUUAGCAAGUGCUAAGAACAAAUUCACCUCUGCUAUGUCCCACAGGCCUGGCAGUGGCUCUGCUUCCUCUAGGGAGGAGGAAGAGAGCUGAAACAAGGAGAGAGCUAAUCUGCUUUCAGCCCUGGCUGGUGCUGGUGGCCCUGGAACCACACAGGAGAAUGGGUAGAGAGGUGGAACAGCAGAACAGCAUCACUGGAGAGGUAGUGCAUGUAUCUGGCAUGCCAUGGAUGCUGUGGGCAGGGAAAUGCUGGGUGUAGAACCUGCACAGGGGCAGGAGCAUGCAGGAAAUGCUGCGGCCUUGUGAGACAGGUGUCCAAAGAUGCCUAUCCUGGCACAGCUGAGCAGCACCAGUGUUUUCCUUGCUGAAGCUGUGAAUAGUAAGAAGGAAAAGGGGUCAGUCCCCUGUGAGGGCAAGAUUUGCUGUGAGCAUUUCAAAAAUGCCAUUGGAAGGAACUGAAGGGUGGGAAGUGAAGAGUGGAAGGGGCAGUACUAGACUUCCAAGUGCCAUUUUCUGAGUUUUCGAGCAAGUGUUGAAGACUGAAGUUUGUUUUUGUUUCAGUGCUUUCUCCUUUACCUAUAUAACUUUUCCUAUUUAAACUCCACAGCUCAGGGAAGGGUGCAGAGAAGAUGGAGCCAGACCCUUCCUGGAGGCACACGGUGGAAGGAGGAGCAGCAGUAGGCAGCAGUUUAUACCAGGGAAAAUCAGGUUAGGUAUGAUAAGACAUUAUCUCACCAUGAGUACAGUCAAACAGCAUUGGAACAGGUAUUCCAGAGAGGUUGGGAAGUCUGCACCAUGGGAGAGUGCAGCCUCCAAGUUCCUGUUUCCAUUAGACUGUGCCAAGCUGUAUUUUUGUUACCUUUUUUUUUUUAGUUUUAUCAUAUAAAAUUGGCAGCUUUAUUGGCCUUCCUAGUUUGUAUCAGUUAAGCUUUUGAAACAUGUUCAGGUAUUUUUAAAUACUGCUGUGUAAGUUCCUUGUUUAAUCUGACAUAUUCUGAUUUAUUAUUUUACUGCAGUUACCUAAGGCAGUACUUAAAAAUCAGUGCAUUAAUUUUUUUGCAGACUUUUAGCUUAGUUUUUGAUAAUGUACCUAACACCCUUCCCCUCAGAUCUAUGGUGAAAUGGCUGCAUUAUUUUUAUACUGCAGUGAGACUUAUUUAUUUAAACCUGCCCAUUAUCUUUGCAGACAGACCCAAUAUCAUUGGCUAUGAAACUGUGAAACUAAUGAGAAAUGAAAAAUUAAGUUGGAUUGUUUCAUUUACUGCUGGACAAAAAGUACAGAAAGUGGCAGUAUCAAAAGAUUAAAUACAGUUUAAAUUAGUUACUCAAAUAACAGAAUGGUUUGGGUUGGAAGGGACCUUAAAGCUCAUCUUAUUCCAACCCCCCUGCCAUGGGCAGGGAUGUCUUUUGCUACAACUCCAAUAGGAGUUACUGAGCUUGGGGCAGGGGGAGGAGUCACAAAGCUAGUCUGAGAGAAACAAAUUUUAACUUGGUGAUGCCAAUUAAUUGGUUCCCCAUUUGGUCAAGUUUUAAAAGCUGUUUCUUGAGGUUUCCCUGGCUCUGCUCAUUCAUCUACAUACCUUGGGCAUUGGUUUGAUAUGGGGGUUUGUGCCUCCAAGAGUGUUUUCUGAGAGUUUACAUGUCUAAGGAACCUCUCUGAAUUACUGUGAAGCUUUCCUUGAACCCUUCCUUGCCUGUGCAUUGGUAACUGAACACAGCUCUUGCCUGCAAGAGGCCAGUGGGAGGAGGGUGGCAGCACUGGGUGACACUAACAAAUGGACAGUGCAAUUCUCAGGCUGACAGAUUGGAUUUUGGGAAGGGGCAUGAAGCCCCAGCCCCACUGUGGCUGUCCCCAAGCCCCACUGUGGGCUGUCCCCAGCUCCAGGAUGUUCUUUCAGUCAAUGUUUGUUUGCAGGGGCUGUUUACAGGGCAGCCUGGAUCUCCACCAGAGGUGCAGAGAAGGAGGGUGUCGGUGGCAUGCAGGCACUUUUCUGAAGUUUUAGAAGAUUUCCUAAGCCAAGGUUGUGCUGUUGGGGGAAGCAGCCCAGGUGGGAUUGAAAGUAGAAUUUUGUCAUACCCUUUGCUUAAAACUAAUUCCUUGGGCUUUCCUCUCUAAGGCACUGGCCUGGGCAGAAAGCUGACACCAGGCAGCUUCCAGGGCUGUGCUGUCACAGGGCAAGUGCCAGUAAGGAGCAUUGGGAAGGGAGAAAGGAGUGGUGUUGUUCAGUGUGUUGGUGGGUAACAUGGCUGACAUUUAGGACAGGCAAGAGCAAAACAGACUUUUUUGAGUAAGGUCUUUUAGAGGCUGAAUGAGGAGGAGAAUAACAUGCAGCUGUGUGUUCUUGCUGUAACAUAUUCCUCACCUCAUGCCCCACACUUGCAGGGAGAAUUAGCCAAGGAUGAGAAGAUGGAUCAGAUGCUAAUUCAUGGAAAUGGAAGCAAGGUAUUCAAAACACUGCUUUAGUCUGAAAAAGGAAGGGAAUGAAUGCAGUUUUCCCAAGCCUCUAGUGUGUGAACACUAGCUGAAGCUCCUAAGAGCUAUGUCCCCAUUGUCCCCAGAGCUCCCCUCAUUUCCCUGGUGUCACCCCACCUUUCUUGCACAACACUGUGAAUAUGAUAUCUGUAGCUCUUUUUAAAACUUUGGAUUUUUCCAUUAAAACUGCUCAGAGCAGGAAAUGCUGUCCUACUGCAGGAGCAGACAGGAUGUGACCCCCAAACAGAGUACGGAUAGUUGGGUAGUGGGAGAGAGAAUUUUAAGAGUUAACAAGGGAAGUGGCUUUGUAUAGCAAUUUGCUAAUCAAAUUUCAUCUUGUAACAAACUUAACUGACAAUCAAUUUCUAAAAUACAAAAGCCUCUUAGAGGAAAUAGUCAAGUAUAUCUUCACCAGAAAGAUUUAACUGGGAUAACUUAAUAAAGAGCACAGGAUUUUUUUUUCCUUUUUUUUUUUUUUUAAUUUUUUUUUUCUUUUAAGCAAUCACUCCAGAAAUGGAGUUGCAUUAAGCAGCAGUGAUUCACAGGACAGUAACUACCUCUCUCUCUUGGAGUGCUGAGGUUACCACACUACACACUCUAGCAGCAAAGCUUUCACUUUAAAGAGAUUUGUUUUCCUUACCUCUGUGUUUCAGAAAUGCAAGUCUGCUUUGUAAAGUGACUCUAAUGAAAAUGGCAUCUGGCAGGAGCAACGGGAGUCCCUUGGGGUCCACAGUCCUUCUUGGUCUCCAGUUCUAUACUGUGACCCUUUGCAGAUUGGCCAUGGAGCUGUGACAGUUCAGGAGGACUUUGUCACCUCCCAUGUGCUGCGUGACAGUGAACUGUCCUCUGGGCCAGAGCUGUGAGACCACAUUCCUGCACUGGGAAAUCAGUUAAUGGUGGCAAAGGUAAAGGAGAAUCCAUCUCCCUCCUGCCUCCAAGGCAGCAGGCAGCAUUUAAAAAAAAAAAAAAAAAAAAAAAGCAAUAAGAUAAAACACAAACACUUUUAUAUGUUGUUCAUUAGUCAGCAGAUCUGACUCUGCAAAUUUAUAUAUAUAUAUAUAUAUACAUACAGAGAGCAAAUCUCUCAUGUGAAAAGGUGCCAUUUUUUUUCUAAACAGUCCCUUUCCAAACUAGAACAGCACUUUAAAUAGGUUCCUCUUUAAAAAAAAAUUAAAAAAUAUAAAAAAAAGAAAAAGCAAACCCUUUUCUGCCGCAAUGCACUUUAACUCGUCAGAGGAUACAGCUGUGGCUGGCUGGGGACACAGCUGUACAGGCAGGCAGCUCCUGGGCAGGCACAGCUCGGGGGGAGCAAUGCUGCCAGAGCCUGGCCAUGGCAGCUCUACCUCCAGCAGCCCCCCGGGCCCACAGGAGCAGCCCCGCCGUGCCCAGGCACCCGUGGGGCUGCUGGCUGCCAGGAGACUUUGGAAUCUUGCAAGACAAACCCACCCUUGCCUGGCAAGAAGAUGUAAAGCCCGUUUUUUAACAGGUCAGAAGUUGCACCCAGUUAGAACCCAGCUGGCAGCCCAGGGCUGAGCUGAGCAGCAAAGCCAGGAGAAAGCUGUUACUGGGAUUGUGGGCUUUUUCCAUAACGUGAAUAUGGAGCCCUCGUCAGUUCUGUUUGGUUUUUUUUUCUUUUUUAAUCCAAGUUUGUGUGUCCCACAUUGAUUCUGCUCUGAGCUGGUUUGCAGAGUAACCAUUUGUAACAGAAAUUGUGCUGUCACCUUCAACUAGUGAGCUAUAAAUCAAAACUUUUUAGGACAGGUGUCCUAACACUCAAGACUUACUUUCACAGUUAAGAAAUUUCCUGCUGUACUAAUUAUUCUUUUUUUAUUAUUUUAUUUUAUUUUCAAUUGCAGUCCUUAUUUCAAUUUUAAAAAGUCAGUGUUCAGACUAGUCUGGAGUAGGCUGAAGAGUAAGCCUGCUGUAACUUGUGGAUAUCAGACUGUUCUUCAGUGAUUUUUCCAAGCUGUUUCCAAACUGGCCCUCCAUGACUGCUUCCCUUUUCCUCUUCCAGCAGGCGCUGGCAAACAAAAGUUCCAUGGCCAUUGUGUCCAGGGACAGCCAGCACUGCUGGAAGGGGUGGGCAGGGGUGGCAGGGGAACCAGAGUUGGGAAAGGGGGAAAUAAAAGCAAGGUAGAGGGGACUGUACAAUUGCAUUGAAAGCAGUUUAGCAAAAAGCGCUCUCGUUGGACAGCUUUAAGAACAAUGUGAAUGAGAACUUAGCAACUUGGGUAAGAAUCUUGGAAAAUUCUAUAAAUGUAUACUUGAAAUUCUGUUUGUAUUAAAAAAAAUGCAUUUUCUUCUUUCUUUUAACACUGUGUAAAAGAACAUUAUGCAUGUGAGUGGUUUGAGAAUUAAAUGGUUUAAUACUCA
Molecule: messenger RNA, 14841 nt
Organism: Melospiza melodia melodia
Lineage: Eukaryota; Metazoa; Chordata; Aves; Passeriformes; Passerellidae
Gene: ZBTB37
Product: zinc finger and BTB domain containing 37
Exons: 4
Coding region: 1631-3142 (503 amino acids)
Biological process (GO): regulation of transcription by RNA polymerase II
Molecular function (GO): DNA-binding transcription factor activity, RNA polymerase II-specific; protein binding; RNA polymerase II cis-regulatory region sequence-specific DNA binding
Source: RefSeq, a predicted model, not a curated record